Messenger RNA from Medioppia subpectinata, 1743 nucleotides. Lineage: Eukaryota; Metazoa; Arthropoda; Arachnida; Sarcoptiformes; Oppiidae. The record is from the annotation of a GenBank genome assembly.
UCAAAGAAAGUUGUCGUUCCCUCGAAUGCCAUCAGUCGAGUGAUAGGACGCGGAGGUUGUAAUAUAAACGCGAUUCGGGAGGUGUCGGGCGCUCACAUCGAAGUGGAGAAACAGAAGGGCCAGGGCGACAGAAUGGUCAUCAUUAAGGGCUCGGCCGACGCCACGAGACACGCCCAGCAACUGAUCGCCGCUCUCUCCAAAGAGACUGAGAAGGAUUUGUCCGAAAUUAUUAAGUCUAUGGAGCACAGCAGUCAUCGGUUCGACAGCACGUCAACAGUCGACUACAGUCUCCAAUGUUCUGAAAUCUUCAUCCAUGGGCUCUGUUUGCACCACCAGUUUGUCCUCAAACAUGACUACUUUUACGAACCGGUCAUCAAUGUUGGUCAGAACAUCCGCUCCCAUCACACAGUCGUCUCCAUUUGUGAACGCGUGGAACACCAGAAAUACCGGUUCCACUCGAAUGCCUUCUACAACCUCUUUGCCGGUGUCCACGACUCAGCACUUGACAUCACAACCCGUGACCACCAAAUCGACCGUUUCGUACACAAUGGCAGUGGCGGCCAAAGGCAAGAACACGAAGACCACAUCCAUUUCGAAUANAGACGAGAUAUGGCCGCCCGAAGAGGCAAACGUAUUGCCGCCGCGCGUGAGAAGCAAAAGCAGUCGCGGAUCAAGAAGGAAGAGGCCAGGAAUGCACCGCCGAAGGUGUGGACACCCACUAAACUCAAGAUCGACAAGUCUGCCCUAAACGUCGGCCCCCGAAGAUUCACAGACGACCACUUGAAAGACUUGGACUCACUUAUGGACGACGUCUAUAUCACUAAAUUAUAUAAACAAAAGGCUUAUUCAUUGGUCGAGGCGUUAGACAUGCAUCGGGAGACACACCACAAGACAAUCCUCAACGAACCCAAUGCUGUCGUCGAGACCACUAUUGAACUCGACUUAAGGACCAAAAAGAAGACCAAAUUUUGCGACAAUUUUAAAGGGAUUAUGUCUUUUCCAAACAAAUUCCCGUUUAAAGUGAACCGAAGAAUAAUAGCCAUCUGUAAGAAGGAAGAGGACAAACACGACGCUAAGGAGGCGGGCGCUGAUGUGGUCGGAGGCGUGGAGAUCAUCAAAAUGCUGCAAAAGGGCGACCUAUCGAUGGGCCACUUCGACGAUCUCGUCUGUCACGGAGAUCUGUUGGUCGAGUUGGCGGCCAUUCGGGGACUACUAAUGCAAGCGUUUCCCACCAAAUUGAGGGGCAAUUUGGGUUUCGAUAUGAAAAAACUGGUCAAUCAAUUCGUAACCGGAAUUGAGUACAAAUUAGUGAAAGACGAUUUGGAGCUCGACUACGGGUGGGUUCGGCUUCCGUUCGGGCGUUUCGAUAUGGAUAACAAACAGUUGGAACAGAAUUUCCGAUUUGUUUUGUCCACAAUUGAAAAGCAUAAGCCCUCCACCAGUUUAGUUCCGUUCAUAACACGAGUUCUCAUACAAAGCGAGUCAUCAAAGGAAGAGUUUGCGACCAAAUUUGCCGAUUAUAUCGAAGGUUACGACGAAGAGAGCGAUGAGGACACGGAUGACAACGACAGCAAACAAGAUGUCAAAGAGUUGUCUUCACUUUAGAGUCAAAUAUAUGCCAUCAGUAAUAAAAGAGUCAUUAAUUAAAUUCAUAAUAAAUGGAAACCGAUUUAUAACUAAAAUCAAAAGCAAAAAAGUCAAUCAAUCGAUUGAAUAAUAAAUCAAUUGACAAAAUAUACAACC